CCAUGCCGUGGCUUCUGAGCAAGAAGCGACGGCAGUCGCCCUCCAGCAGCCCCAGUGGGCAGCCCUGGGCUGCCACCAGCUCCAGCAGUGCCUCCCAGCUCCGGGAGCAGGGGCUGGCCAGGCUGCACCACGCGGCCGCCCGCGGUGACCUGGGCUGGCUGAGGCGCUGGCACUGGUACGUGAAGGUAGUCGGCAUCGACAGGCCAGACCAGGAGAUGCAGACACCUCUGCAUCUGGCUUCAGCCAAUGGCCAUGCAGAUGUCGUGAGAUAUCUGCUAAGAAAGAACAGUCAGCCCAACCUCGCCGACAACUUCAAGAGAACGGCCCUGAUGAAGGCAGUCCAGCAGGAGCAGGAGGAAUGUGCUGCUGUUCUGCUGGAACACGGUGCCGACCCCAAUCUGGCAGACGCUGACGGCAACACUGCCCUUCACCUGGCUGUCCUCUCUAAAAACACAGCUGUAGCAGGGCUGUUACUGGAGCAUCAUGCCAAGAGUGAUGCUCAGAACCAGUGGGGAUUUACCCCCUUCCAACUUGCAGCCUUGCAACAGCAUGAGGAGAUUCUGGAGUGCCUUGUGAACAAAGCAGCUGACAGGUCUGCUCAAGGCCAGGGGGAAAGCCAUGAGGCUCACCUGGAGGAAGAUAAUCUACCCUUGCAGGAGGAGCUGGACAGGGCUGACGCGGAGCUGCAGGAGGAGGAAGAAAAGCAUCUUCUGUCUGAGCAUUGUGUUCCUGACUUGAAGACUGCCUUGGAUGCCAAGAAAAGAGAGGCAAUAACUUCUUCCCAGGAACUUCAGGACCUCCUGGAAGAAGAUGCACAAGACUUUGCAAGUGAGAACAGCAGAUUGGAAGCCACAGUCCAGCAGCCAAGCGAUGGCGUUGAAGCCCUUCCGAGAGCCCUGCAAGCCUCUGCCUCAGUUGCUGAACUUUCCCAGCAGUUGGACAGGGAACGUGAACAGUGCACAGAGCUGGAGGUCAAAAAUCAGGCUUUGCAAGAAGAGCUGUCUACCCUGCGUGGGAAGUGCGAGAACCUGACGAUGGACAAAUGCCAGCUGCAAGAAGAACUGGUAAAACUCCAGCAUCAUUUGGAGACCAACGUGGUGGAUCGCAGCCAACUAGAACAGUGUAAAAGAGAGGUGGAAGAACAAGCAGACCAGGAAAUAAGACAAAAACUCCAAGAAGUCAAUGAGUUUUUGCAAGUACAGGCAGCCUACCAGGACACAUUAGAAGAAAUCAGAACCAGUCAUGUGGACUCCCUGAAAAAACAGUUAGAAGACAGAAUUAGAGAUCUGGAACGUGCACUGGGAAGGAGAAAAAGCAACCAACCAGAAAGACCUUUUCAGAAAGAAUCCACCCAGGCAGAAGUGGACAAGUACAAAGAGCUGUAUCUGGUGGAAGCCAAAACCAGAAAAAACCUCACCAAGAAACUGGAAAGAGCUAAUGAGAGACUUGCAGAGGCCAACACCAAGCUCUUUUUGGAGCGCCACAGAAGCAAAUCUGCAGUCCCAAGCAGUGCUGUCAGCGGACACCUGGUUGCAAGUCCACUUCUGGAUUCACCUGGCCUGGGACAUCUUGGCAUCAGUUUGGGACUGAGCAGAAGUCUGGGUCUCAGAACAGCACCCAGACACCUGUGGUAAAGCCCAAGACUUCUGCUCAUCAGGUUGGUACAGAUUUUCCAGAGUGGUCAAAGACCAAAAAAGAUUGAAAUGGAAGUAAUGAGCUGUGGAACUCCAUUCUUUGACAAGAGAAACUGUGGGAAAGAGCACUGUGGCACAGGAACCUCCCACCUAAGUUCUAUCCUAAAUUUACCCGUAGUAAUCUUCUGUAGUCUAUGGGGUUUGGCAGGAAGCCAACUCCAACCGGCUACAGAUUGUUUUGGUGUCAGAAGUGGGAUUGUU
Chiroxiphia lanceolata (lance-tailed manakin) is the source of this 1895-nucleotide messenger RNA. RefSeq names its product ankyrin repeat domain-containing protein 26-like. The record is from RefSeq and is a predicted model, not a curated record. Bases 3 to 1634 code for a protein of 543 amino acids. The transcript is spliced from 11 exons. Gene Ontology annotation, molecular function: protein binding. Lineage: Eukaryota; Metazoa; Chordata; Aves; Passeriformes; Pipridae.